This is a messenger RNA of Peromyscus maniculatus bairdii (prairie deer mouse), 2626 nucleotides long. NCBI's taxonomy places the organism in Eukaryota, Metazoa, Chordata, Mammalia, Rodentia, Cricetidae. The record is from RefSeq and is a predicted model, not a curated record.
AUGUUCAGAAAGCUCCAUUCCAUCUUCCACCACGGCCCGCAGGGGAAGGCAGCAGCCGAGCGCCCCUACUACGUGGGAGCCAGCCCCACCGUCAGGCUAAUUCGUAGCAGCUCCAUGUAUGUGGUUGGGGACCACUUUGAGAAGUCCAGCGAGUCCUUAAAAAAGUACAGAAGCACCCACAGCAUGGACACCAGCCUGCACUAUCUGCAGCAGGAGGACCGUGCCUGGAUGUACUCGCGCACCCAGGACUGCCUGCAAUAUCUUCAAGAGCUGCUGGCCCUGCGCAGGAAGUAUCUCAGCACCCUGAGUGACCUGAGGCCCCGGCGCAUGCAAGGUGAUGGCUCCACCUCCUCCAAGUCCUCCAAGGGAGCACAAAAGACCCCAGGAGAAGGCAAAUUGAAGGGCAUCAAGAAAGCAGCCUCCAAGAAAUACUCCCAGUUCAGCACCGACGUGGCCGAGGCCAUGGCCUUCUUCGACUCCAUCAUCGCAGAGCUAGAGACAGAAAAACGGCCGAGGACUGCUGAGGUUGACCUGCCUAAUGAAGAUGUGGACUUUGAUGUGGCGACCAGUUCACAGGAGCACAGCUUGCACUCCAACUGGAUUCUGCGGGCGCCGCGCAGACAUUCUGAGGCCAUCGCUGCUCACGCCACUGCAGACAGCCGGUUUCGAAGGAGCACGGAACACAAGGUCACGGGCACCCAGAGGAGGCUUGAGAGACACCCCAUUUACCUGCCAAAGGCUGUGGAAGGGGCAUUCAACACCCUGAAAUUUAAGCCCAAAGCCCACAAAAAAGACCUGGGGAGCUCCAGACAGAUCCUCCGCAGCUUCUCCAGAGAAGACUUGGAGUGGGAUGAGGAGUUCUUUGCACAGGAGUCCCCCGGCUCUUUGGAGGAGGAUCAUUUUGAGGCAGAGCAUCCCAAAGGGCAAUGGCUGAUUCGAGAAAGACUCUGGGAACGGACAGUGUCCUGACUUGACUUGUCUCAGCUUGGGUCUUUGUCAGGUGGUCUGCUUUUGGGCAGUGUGAGGUGUUCGGUAGAGGUAAAAGUGAAAUGAUAAACUUGUAACACAACCAAACUCCAACACUGCCCAGCCAGUGCCAAAAAGAGCCCGAGCUUCCCAGGGGACAUGUCCUGGGGGAUUCAGAGACUGGGCGCUUCCCACAGCCGUGGACAGGAGAGAAGGGAAGGAGAGCUGGCUGCUGGUAUCCCAGAGCUGAGGCACAGAGGCCUUGAAUGAGUGACCCUGCCACCCUGCCUUGCCUGGCAUACACAGACGAUGGCAUAAAUGGCUGCAUAUAAUGUGCUCAGAACUGGAAAGCAGCCACUCUGGAGUUCCGGCCUAAAGUCUCCAAGGAUGUGUCUCAGAAGCCCAAUGGGCAAGUCCUGAGGUCACCUCCAUCCAUGCAGAAUGCAGUCAAGAAGGCAGCCCCUUCUGCUCUAGGUCUUUCUGGGGUUUUCAGAAACUCUGCUGCUAGGUUAGCCUGAAAACGGGGCCAGUAUCCAGGCAGUAGGGUAGAGAAUGGUUCUGUCAGGCUUGCCUUGUGAUCACACUCUUGCCCAGAGCUCCUGCACACAGAAGGCUGGCUCAAGGAGGUGGAGGUAGGCGGGUCUUUCUCCUUUCUGACUCACACAAAUAAAGCUGUAUCCAUGCAAGCAGCCCAUGACAGGCUCUGCACCUCCCACUUACAGGUAGCUAGAAGCAUAAUGUUCUUUCUGUGUAGGAAGAAUUUUUGUAGUUCAGACAUUGUUUGUGAAGGGACACUAGCCCACUUGAGCAUGGCUCUGGCAGGCCUUGCCCUUCCCCUAUUCCCUCAGCCUUGCUAGAAACGGUUAGACUACAUUCCUAAAGCUAGCCACCAAGUCCAUUCCCUUCCUUGGCCACUCCCUCCUCCUGAGGCUGACUACUAAGGUCCAGCAAUCAAAAGUCCCCUUGGCCCACCUAAUUAACGUGCCCAGUCAAAAUCAAACACCUCACCCUAACACAGGGCCUUCCCCUCUACCUUUAUAAAAUGUCAUUUUCUUAUGUGCCACAUCUGUCUCCCCUCUAUCCAGAGACAGUCCUUUGCUGUCAACCCCCACCCACCAUCUGGGACAAAUACCCUCCCCCCUCCGUAUUCCCUUUUCCCUCUUCCUCUGUCUCCUGUCUUUGUCUCUUAUUCCCUGCCCUCUGUCCCACUGCGGCACAUACAUCUCCUUUGUGUCGAGCACUUGGCCUUGGGGGUCUUGAGCUGCCACUUUCCCUUUCAGUCUGAGCUCUCAGCUCCGCUUUCAAUGUGUGCCUUGUGCACAAUCCAGCAGACACUCUUCAUCUGGCCACAGAGCUGCACCCAGUUAAGUUUUAGGGCCACCGGUUACAGAAGACUCUACACGUUGACCUUCCUGCUUUUUAUCUUAUCCAAAUACCAGCCAGGUGUCAUACUUUUCUAUUGUCAUGAUGAGACAUCAUGACCAAGGCAACUUACAGGAGAAAGAAUUCAUUUGGAGCUUACAGCUCCAGAGGUUGAAUCCAUGACCACCAUGAUAGGGAGCAAUGGCAGCAGGCAGGCAGGCACGGUGCUGGAGCAGUAGCUGAGAGUUCUCAUCUUGAGACAACCACAGGACAGAGUGGGAGCAAGAGUGAGAGUGAG